AUUUUGACUAACACUGUUUCCUAAGCUGUGUGUUGUUCAAUGGAUAUUGAUCGGCUUUAACAAAGCUUACAUAUUUGAGAAGAAGCAAUGGCUUAAAAAGGAGAGAAACCAACGGCAGCUACAUACUCUUUCUACUUUAUUUCAUGCAAAAAUAUCCAAAAAGUUUAUAUAUUAAAAGUACUCUAAACUUAGGAAGCCUGCAAGUGAGAAUUCGUCUAGAUUCUCUUCUCUUCUGUAAGUUCAUCAACGGUAAAGUUGAUUCUUGAGAGCAUGAUGGUGAUAAAUUCAGGAGAGAUAGUGAGUAUUAUUACUGGAGAGGAAUCGAGUAAUGUUCAGCAAGAAAGUCACCCGGUUUCAGAGGAGAAUGUAACUAUUACUAGAGGAAAUGUGUCUGAAGGGGAGAAGCAAUCCUAUGUGAUUGAUAUGAAAUGUGCAAGUGGUGGUGGAAGUACUAUGGAUUGGGAUAAAGAAAGAGUUUGUAGGAUCUGUCACUUGAGUUCUGAGGGAUUGGUAGAAAUCAAUUCCUCUACCUCUCGUACCGAUCUAAUUCGACUAGGUUGUGGGUGUAAAGAUGAGCUCGGCAUUGCACAUGCUUAUUGUGCUGAGGCCUGGUUUAAGGUAAAGGGAAAAAGAAUUCGUGAAAUUUGUGGGAAGGCAGCACAGAACAUUACAGUUGUUGGUACCAGUAGCAGGUUUAUGGAAGACUGGAUUCAAUGGAGAUAUACUGGUACCAGUAGCAGCUCAUCUGAUAGGGGUACUGAAAGUUGUUGGCGGAGAGAACUGUUUUGUUACUUUCUGAUGGCGUGCCUGGUGAUAGCUUUUGUGUUCCCAUGGUUUUUGCGAAUGGACAUGCUUUAAAGGUUAGGAAGCUCUCUGCUGUGUUGUUUUUCUGGGUGAAAAUGUAUCCGAGCAAGGAAGCUCUUUGUUGUGCCAUAAUAGCUUCGAUGACAUUCUUCAUAAUCGGUUACGGUGAGUUAUUUAUCUCUCAUACUUUAUUGUUUAUUUAUUUAUUUAUUUAUUUAUUUUGACAGUCUAAAUUACAAUGAAUAUAAAAAAUUUAUAAUUCAAUUUACAUAGGAAUUGAAUUUAUAUUAUUUUUCUUUUUAAGAAAAUUAUGAUUUAGUUAAUGUACUUUCAUAGAGAAAGUUUCAUAUAGAAGGCUACUAAGGAUAAGGAACCUAAAUCUCCAUCUAAGGCAACAAAAUCUUCAAAGAAAGCUUAAGCCAUUUCGGUUGUUAUUCGCUUAUGGUCUUAUUGUAUGUGAUUUAGAGGAUAUUUUGAUUCAUAAUGAGUUGUGUUCAUUGAUUUCUCAUUUUUUUUAUAUUUAUAGUAUAUAAUUUCUUUUUUCUCUUUGGAAACUUUUAGCUAUUUUUUGUUUUUUCUUUCAAUAUUACUUUUGCUUUAGUGUUGCCCGAGGACGUGCAAAAGCUAGGUGUGGAGGAAUUUGAUGAGCGUAUAUAUUAUAUAUUUUAGUCUAAUUAUACUUACUAUUUUUGCUGCAACUUUAUACCUAAUUUUGAAUUAUUAAUGUUUAUUUAUCAGUUAGGUAUAAUUGAUGCAAGUUUUGUGAAUAAAUGCUUUAAUUUGACUAAUUACCAGUAUUUUCAUAAUUCUGACGGUUGUUGUGUAAUUUAGGAAUUUUUUGGGCUGUACAUGUCCAAAUGUCGUGCUAUAGGACCCAUUUGAAGGUUAAGACAUACAUCUAUAACUUUUAUGAAGGUCUCAAAGUGAAAUGACAAUAUUUUGUGAGUCAAAAGCCGUAAUGAAAUCGAAUUACAAAGUCAGACUCGGGUUGGA
Molecule: messenger RNA, 1797 nt
Organism: Jatropha curcas
Lineage: Eukaryota; Viridiplantae; Streptophyta; Magnoliopsida; Malpighiales; Euphorbiaceae
Molecular function (GO): zinc ion binding
Source: RefSeq, a predicted model, not a curated record